Molecule: messenger RNA, 10299 nt
Organism: Haemorhous mexicanus (house finch)
Lineage: Eukaryota; Metazoa; Chordata; Aves; Passeriformes; Fringillidae
Product: protocadherin alpha-8-like
Exons: 1
Coding region: 4470-7001 (843 amino acids)
Biological process (GO): homophilic cell-cell adhesion
Cellular component (GO): plasma membrane
Molecular function (GO): calcium ion binding
Source: RefSeq, a predicted model, not a curated record
CAAUACUUUGCUCAACCUUACCUUAGUUAUUCUCUCCUUCUUGUGCCCCUUUUGUGCUGUGCCCUGAGCAGUUGGUCUGUCAUCCCGACUAAGUUGCAGCGGCCCAACGGUGGUUGGUGCUUGGCGGUUGUUUAAGAAUUCGAAGGCAUCUCUGCAUCUGUCGCAGGGCCCUGCCGGAUCACUAGAACUCCUGCUGGUGGGAGGGGAAGGCUUGCUAGUGAAUAAUGUGUAAGUGCGCCCUGUGCUGUUACAGUCCACAGCUUAGGUUCUCUAGUGUGGGUAUGAAUUGUUUUCCCCUGAAAUGAAAUCCCUUCUCUAAUGAGUCAGGCUUGUAGAUAGUGCUCUUGCUAUAUAGUCGUUUCUCCUGGGUUCACUGUAGGAGCGCAAAAGAAGGAGGCUGUGCUGGUAACAGACCCCCACGCAGUGUGUACUGCCUUUUUGCCUUUGCUGACUGCUCACCAUGGUGAUAGCACCUGUGGUUUCUUCUCUGUUCUCAUCCUCUGUCAUUUUCCUCUACAAGAGUUGUGGGGACAGCUGACGAUUUGGACCUGCGGUCUAAUGUGUUUUCAGUCGGCAGAGUGCAAUUUCUCCAUUUUGUUUGGUCCCACAGCGUCAUUGUAAAAACUGGGAUGGUGUUCUGGAGCAGUGGGAAGCCUUAUCUGAGGGAACUGGAAAUAAUCUGUAAAAUCAUGGUCCAUGUCAUAAAAAGAGAGGAAUAGGAGAUUUGAGAUGAUGCCUUUUUCUCCAGAAUUAAUGUUACAAAGUGAGGAAUGGAGCAUGCCUAGCAGGAGGCAGGAUUGGCAUGGAGUAUUUCUGCCCAGGAUUCUUUCCCAAGUUCCCGGGGUCUGAUGUUGGAGGCCUUUUGGACCUUGAGAUAAUAUUUGGUAUUGAAAUGCCACAAGAGUCCUCUAAGGUUAUGAAUAUCUCCAUUUGAGAGAGUUCCUUGUGCUGCCUGAUAAAUGGUAAUGUGUUGGGUAACAGUUGGUAACAUGCAGACUGAUGAACAUUUCUGCUGCUGUUUUGGGGGUGUUGUUGUGGGAGGGUGGCACUACAAACUGCUUUCCAUGUGUAUUGUAGGGUACUUAUAGCAGCUUCCACAGCUCUUGCCAUAGUGGAUCUGUGCUUCUCUUGAGACAUGAUAUCUAAGGGCAGUUGAGGGGGUGGGUGCAAUCUUCUUGUGCUUUUCUUCCCCUUCUUGCGCUCCUGCACGGUCAGUCUGGGUAGAGGUGGUGAGUCCUGUUAUCACACAUGGCUCAUUCUGGUGUCUGGAUGUACACACCAGUCCUCCACAUCUACAGAGCAGCCCAGCUCUGCUUUUCCAUUGUAGAAAUUCUUUCACUCAGUUAAUAUUUUAACUGGACUCGUGGUUCAGAUUUGGUGUCAUUUCCUUGAAGAAGACUUGUGUCGACUGGAAUCAGUAUUGUUCAUGACUCUACUUGCAGAACCUUUAAUAAUUCGGUUUGUAUUUGAAAUUGCUGACAAGGCACAAAGCCUUUUGGCAUGUGGGAAAAGUCAAAGAACCACCGAAUGCAUUUGCAGCACUCUCUGUAUUCUUUGUGGCAGACAUGGGAUAAAGGGAGGAUUUGAAUACAUAUUUGGGGAGGAAAUGGAGAAUGUCUGUUUUGCUGUGGAGGUCUGAGUUCCCAGGGUGCAAAAUACUGGAUCACAGUAGAAAACUUCAGGAAUGAUUCCAGCACACAGUGCUGCUUUCCUGGGAUCCUCUCAGGACACCCAGAAGUUCUGCAUAUCUUAGGGCACUGUUGUUCUUCCUGGUAUUGCUCUUAGGGAAAACAUCUACCCUGCAUGCCUUUAAUUACUUAGGUUAGGUGUGGAAUGUUGUUGGUCAGAGAGAACCUUGCCUCUCAUUGCCUCUCUGCUCUUUGUCUUGUUAGAUGGGUCUUGGUGCUCAAGAUGUUGCCAACAUUUGCAUUUCAAUACAGGAGAAUGCAACUAUUAUUAUUAUUAUUAUUAUUAUUAUUAUUAAUAUUAUUAGUCUCUUCUCUAUAAAACUGCACAUGUUUUUAUUUUCCUGGGUUUGUUGGUUGUUGAGUUUAUUUCCUGUCUCAUUGUCAACGUGGCAGAUAUUUGGACCAUUCCCCAUUAGUGUUGGGGAAUGUGUAUGUCUGUCUUCUGUGAUUUACUUUGAGGGAAUUUCUGUAGCUUACAGGUCUGCUUCCUUUUUCCUUUGGGAGAGAAGUACAUAAUAGACACUGCAUGCUUUCCAGUUUCUGUGGAACAUCAACCAUAUUAUUCUGUACAGCUUCCCAAGAAACACUGAUAAUGUUAAGCAUAAUUAUCCUUUGAAAGGAACAUUCCUUCCCCAAAAAUAUUUAUUUUGUGAAGAAGGAACCCGUUCAGAAGAGGUAAGUUGUAAAACAAAUGGGGAUGUUGUGGAGACCAGUGUAAUUUGGUUCCUGUUCAGUCCUGGCAUCUCUUUGUUGAAUCAGGAGAAUGUUCCCCUACUGGACCAACAGAGCAGCUGUUACCUGCUCUCAUUCCUGUUCGAUGCUUCCAGGCACAGCCUGAGUGGGUGACAGCAAGCAGGAAUGGAGGAGGGACCAAAAUUCAUUUCACCAAACAGAUGUGUAGGAGGUCAAGGGAGUGUUCUUAGUGACAUUGUUGUGGUGUUACCUUCAUGGCUUUUGUUUGCUGUGUGCCAAGUGGAUCAUUCUAAGGUGAGUGAGAGAUUUUCUGUGGGGCCUCGUAGAUACCAAGGCUCUUGGUGUGCUCUCCAGGCAGCGAGUGCCUUCCAGAAAGGAAGAGAAAAACUUAGAACAAGCAAGAUGAAAAUUGAGCCAGGAAGGACUGAGGUACAUGACGAGUCCUCAGGAGCUGUGGUUGCCCAUUGCUUUUUUAGGUCUUUAAGGAGGAUUGUCUUGUUGGGCUGUGAUAGGUUUGAGUUCCAGAAUGAGAAAAUUCCAUGAUUUGUUUCAACUCUUCCAGGCCUCUAUGCACAGAUUUCCCAAUAAUUGUGGUUUCAGCUUCUGUGCCAGAGAGUGGUGGAACCUCUUUUGAUGUAGCAGAGCUGUUCUUUGCCAUCUGACUGCCUUGCUGUGUUACUGCUGGGUCUUUGAGAGCACCAGAGGCUGAAGAGUGUGUCCUUGUUCCUGGAGGGAGGGGAGUUGCAGGUGCAUGGACAGCAAGCAGGCUGCUCCCUCUCCACACGAACAGGAGGUGUAGGGAAGAGAAAUGAGACUUUGUUUGCACAGGCAUGUCAGUGGUUCGUGGAAGGGAUGCUGUAAGGUAUUUUUAAAGUAUUUUGUUGAAGGAAGGCAUGUCCAGAAGUUACAAGUGUGGAAUUAGAAGAGCAGGGGAGGCAACGACAAGAAAGAAUGAUAGGAAGGAGAAGAGAAAGAAGGAAGAAUGUAGAAAGAAGAUUUUAAAAAACGCAACUAAACAAGGAGGUACAUGAAGGAGUCAGAUAAAAGAAGAAGAAAGAGAGAUAUUCCCAAAUUAUACUGCAAGGAUUUGGAAAAUAUUUUAGUCAAGGAAAAGAAAAAGUUCAGAAGAGACAAGAUUGAAAUAGAUGAGGAGGGGCGAAACAUCUAGGACAGUGAUAAGCAGGAAUGAACAGACACAGAGAAAAAACCAUGAAAGGGAAGGGGAAAAUACAAAUAACAUAGGGUAGAUAAUAGUAACAACAAUAUUAGUCGUAGUAGUAAAGAAAAUAAUGAACCCAUGCAAAUAAAAGUAAAACCAGAGAGAAAGUAAGAAAGGAUGAACAGAAUGGAAACAUAAACAGAGGAUAAAAGAUCUGACCAGCACGCAUCAAAUUUAGCAGUAGACUUUGAGCAGAGUUGGUUCCUAACAACCUUGGUUGGAGCAGCACAGCUCUCCAGCAAUGAUGCCCCGUAAUUAGUGCUGAUAGUUCCAUAUUUGAUGGUCUCUGCGGCGCCAGAGAAAAGUGGCUACCUUCCACCGCGACUAAAGAAUAAAGGAGAGUAGAAGGAGAUGGGAAAGGAGUGGAAAAAAGGAGACUAGCAUAACAAGGACAAAAAAGAAGACAGACAAGGAAGAAAGAGAAAAGGGGACAAAGAAGAAAAGGUAAGAUAAAGGAAAUAUGACCUCAAUGAAGGAAUUGCAGAAAGCAAGACAAAUGAAAAAGCCAGCGAGAAAAAGAAGAAAGGAAGGAUUAUAUGAAAAGAAAGAGGAAGACAUAAGGCAAAAAGGGGGAGCACGACAACGAGACACGGCAGAAAACAUACCCAUAGCGGGUCGGCUGCUCGGGCGCUGUCACUGAGGGUGUGAGGCGGCGGAGGAGCGCACGGUGUCGCUGCAGGCUCAGGAACGGCUCCGUGUGGGCGGCUCCGCCCCGGUGCGGCGGAGAGCCCGGCUGUGAGCGCGGGGGGGCGGCGCGGGCCGGGCAGCAGAGCCGGAGCGUCCGGGCGGCGGCGGGGAGCCGUGCGGGGCCCGGGCCGGGGCUGGCAGCCACAGCGGCGGGGGCCACAGAGGCGGCGGCGGCAGGAAGGAUGGGCGAGCGUUGUUGCGCGGCGGUGCUGCGGGUGCUGGUGCUGCAGGCGGCCUGGGCGCUGGCGGGCGGGCAGGUGCGCUACUCGGUGCCGGAGGAAGCCAAGGCCGGCACGGUGGUGGGCCGUCUGGCGCAGGACCUGGGCCUGGAGGCGGGCGAGGCGGAGGCGCGGCGGCUGCGGCUGGUGGCGCAGGGCCGGCGGGCGAGCGUGGAGGUGAGCGGGGCGAGCGGCGCGCUGCUGGUGAGCUCGCGGCUCGACCGGGAGGAGCUGUGCGGCAAGAGCGCGCCGUGCGCGCUGCGCCUGGAGGUGCUGCUGGAGCGGCCGCUGCGCGUCUUCCAUGUGCAGCUGGAGGUCACCGACAUCAACGACAAUGCCCCCGUCUUCCCCGCCGCCCGGAAAAACCUCAGCAUCGCGGAAUCAUCUCUGCCGGGGUCUCGUUUCCCUCUGGAGAGCGCGUCGGAUGCGGAUAUCGGAGCGAACGCGCAGCUCACUUAUGCACUCAGCCCCAGUGAGCAUUUCUCUCUGGAUUUACAAAAAUCGAACGAGCGAACUCUUGUACCUGAACUCGUUUUAACGAAACCCCUGGACCGCGAGACGAUGCCCGUGCACCGGUUGGUGCUGACGGCGACUGACGGGGGCCGGCCGUCUCUGACGGGGACAAUGGAGCUGGUGAUCUUGGUGUUGGAUGCGAAUGACAACGCUCCCCAGUUCAACCAGUCUGUGUAUAAAGUGCAGCUGCCGGAGAGCGCUUCAGUGGGGACGCUUGUGACAAGGGUGAAUGCGACCGAUCCGGAUUUGGGAAGUAAUAGCGAAAUGACCUUUUCAGCGACCAGCUUCAUUCCCCCGAGUGGACGAGAUAUUAUUUCCAUCAAUCCGAAUACUGGGGAAAUUCACCUCACAGCAGCCCUGGACUUUGAAGAAGUCAGUGUAUUUGAUUUUCGUAUUGAGGUGAGAGACCAAGGGACACCUCCACUGUCGAGUCACUGCAGUGUGGAGCUGGAGGUGUUGGACGUGAACGACAACGCGCCGGAGGUGUGGGUGACGUCGCUGUCGGUGCCGGUGCCGGAGGACGCGUCGGUGGGGACGGUGGUGGCCCUGCUGAGCGUGUCGGACCGGGACUCGGGGGAGAACGGUCGCGUGCGGUGCUGGGUGUGGCCGGCGUCGCCGUUCGGUCUGGAGGCGACAUUCGCGGGCUCGUACUCGCUGGUGCUGCGCGAGGCGCUGGACCGGGAGCGGGUGUCGGAGUACGAGGUGGAGGUGCGUGCGGAGGACGGCGGGGCGCCGGCGCUGCGCGCCAGCCGCGGGCUGCGGGUGCCGGUGUCGGACGUGAACGACAACGCGCCCGCGUUCGCGCAGGCCGUGUACACGGUGCUGGCGCGCGAGAACAACGCGGCGGGCGCGGAGCUGGCGCGGCUGUGGGCGCGGGACCCGGACGAGGCGGGCAACGGGCGCGUCAGCUACUCGCUGUGGGACGGCGGCGUGGGCGGCGGCGGGGCCGCGGGCUCGUCGCCGGGCGGCGGGUGGCGUCCGGCGUCGAGGUACGUGUCGGUGGACGCGGAGAGCGGGCGCCUGUGGGCGCUGCAGCCCUUGGACUACGAGGAGCUGCAGGUGCUGCAGUUCGAGGUGCGCGCGGUGGACGCGGGGGAGCCGCCGCUGAGCGGCAACGCCACGGUGCAGCUCUUCGUGCUGGACGAGAACGACAACGCGCCGGCGCUGCUGCCGCCCGCGGGCUCGGCACCGGAGGCGGGCGCCGUCGCGGCAGCGGAGGCGGCGCUGGCUCUGGCGGGCGAGGGCUCGGAGUCGGGCACGCUGUGGGCGUGGGCGGCGUGGGGGGCGCCGGCGGGGCAGGUGGUGGCGAAGAUCCGCGCCGUGGACGCCGACUCGGGCUACAACGCGUGGCUGCGCUACGAGCUGUGGGAGCCGCGGGGCAAGGGCCCGUUCCGCGUGGGGCUCUACAGCGGCGAGGUGAGCACGGCGCGGGCGCUGGACGAGGCGGACGGGCCUCGCCAGAGGCUGCUGAUCGUCGUGCGCGACCACGGCGAGCCGGCGCGCUCGGCCACGGCCACGCUCAGCGUGUCGCUGCUCGAGGCGGCCGAGGCGGCGCUGGCCGCGGGAUCCUCGUCGUCGUCGUCGCUGUCGCGCUCGGCGGCGGCCGCCGAGCUCGGGCCCGGCGCGGCCAGCGCGGCCACCAACGUGUGGCUGGUGGUGGCCAUCUGCGCCGUGUCCAGCCUCUUCCUGCUGGCCGUGGUGCUGUACGGGGCGUCGCGCUGGGCGCCGCGGGCGGCCGUGCUCUCGGGGCCCGGGCCCACCACGCUCGUGUGCGCCAGCGAAGUGGGCAGCUGGUCCUACUCGCAGCGCCACAGCCGCAGCCUGUGCGUGACGGACGGCGCUGCCAAGAGCGACCUCAUGGUUUUCAGCCCCAACUUCCCUCCGCCGCCGCCCGGCUCCGCGCCCAAGGACACGCAGCAGGAGCCCUCCACUCUCCUCGACACGGUCAGUGGCAAUACCUUUUCUCCUGUAUCCUUUCCCUGAUGGUUCUUCCUCUCUGCCCAGUCUCUCCCCGUCCUUAUGCAGUUGCUGUUUUUAGCCCGGCUCCGCCCCACCCGCGUCGUGGGCGGUUGCUGCUUGUCGAGGGCUUCAGGAUGAGAAUCCUUCCUCUGCAUCUGUCGCCGGAGCCACCCGGUUCUUGCUCGUGUUCUGAGGUUUGAGGAUGAUGGAGUGGAAAUAGACGCAUUAGUGCACUCCGCAGAGCCCAUUGUCCGUAGAUGUGGUUUUGUGUUCAGUGUGUAAGUUCUCCCGUAGAGUGAAAUCAUUGUCCCUUGCGAUAAGAAUUGUCCUUUUUGCAGAAUAUGGGCAUUCUCCCUUGUGGGUAGCAUUUUUACUGGACCUUAUUUCAUGAGUGUCAAGACACGCAGGCUGUGUUGUUCCCAUUUCCCAGCCACUGGUGGACUGUCCUGUGUUUAGGUUUCUUUUCCUAGCAUAAACAGACUUCCUCCUCUCUGAGUCUGCUCUCUAACUAUGUUAUGCAAGGUGGAAAUUGGGUCUUUAUCUUUUAGUCAGUCAAUGAAAGGAUAAACUCGAAUUUGGUUGUAACAGUAGAGACAUGAUGAAACGGGAAAAUGUUGUGAGCCUUUCCUAUGAUCUGUUCCCUAGGAUCUUGUUUCUCUGCUUAGAAUUAUUAUUUUCAAAGUGAAGAGUUUUCUCCGAGGGUAAGUGUUAUAAAGUGGAAUUUUCUUUUCCUUUCUCCCCUGUUCCCCGGGCUGUGAAUGCACUUUCCUGGCCAGAGAACUACUAGGAAAUACCGUGUAGUCUUUUUAAUGUUGUAUCAAAAUCCAUAUCAACAGCAGCAUCACUUCAAAAGCUGUAGAAAUAACCUUUUAUAAAAAGAAAGCAAAGAAACAAUCCAGAGAAUAAGCCCUACCAACAAAACCGAAACCAAUUUCUCCUACACAGUCAAUAUAAUCCAUUAUGUUAUUGUGCCUGACAGCGUUUUGUUCUUAUCUCAGUACAUGUAAUAAGCUGAUGAUUGCCAUCUUUGUGUACUCGAGUUCUCCUUUUUGUGGACUUGAACCUGGUAGAGAUGGAUUGUCCUGUUGUCACCCCUGGCUUGUACUGAGGUGCAGGUACAGGGCAAACCGUGCAGAGCAGCCCAGCUCAAGAUUUCUGUGGUACUAAUUCUCUGUGUUGAACUUGUUUGAGUGCUUGUGCUAAGUUAUUUGGUGUGGUUCUCUUGAAGAAUAAAAUCCACGUAUGAUGACUCCCAUCAUGUUCUGAUUACAGGAUCUCUAAGAAUUUUAAUGUGCAGCUCUGUAGUAUUUCCAUGUGAAAUUGCUAAAAUGAAGCAAAGUAUUCUUAGUAAAUUUCAGGCGGUGGGGAGAGCCUGCUGAAGGCUGUGUAGUUUUGAAGAGUUUCACAUAUUCUUUGUGGUGAUCAUGAAGGCAGGUGAAGUGGUGCCAAGGUCUAGAUGCUCUGCAGACUGUGAUUUACAGAUGGAACAUGUUGCUGGAAUUUAGAAAUGUUUGAUAUUUUGGCAGGGAUUAUUUGAAUGGCAUCAAGUAUGGUCUGGACCUGUAUGAUAGGGACAGGGAGUUUGAGUGGGGAAGAGUUUUGCCUCAGGAGAACAGAAAUGCUGAAUAGAAUGUGGUCUGUGUUAUUAGAGGAUGCCAGUGGAAAAUAUGGAGAAAAAGCCCAGCACACAGGGCUGUUCUUCUGGGAUCUUCUCAGGACCUCCAGCUCUGUUUGCACAUCCCUGAGCUCUGUGAUGUUACUGCUUGUAAAAGUGUCUGCAAUACAUGCCUUUAAUCGCUUGUCUUUGUUGUGGAAAGUUGUUGGACUUCCGAAAUUUUCAAAAUUUUGUAAAAUUUCAAAAGCUUUUUGACAUUAGUGUAAUUGUGCUAGCCUUUUUAGAAUGUUGCCCGAGAAAUUUCUAUGAUCUUGGUGUUGUUAGGGAGGGGAAGAAGAAGUCUCUGUACUCAAGAUGUUGUGAGACCUUGAAUUUUACGUACAGUGGGACAGGUUCCUUUGCUUUCUUCUCUUGUCUGCGAGAGAGCACUCACCCUUUUUUCUUCUCUCACAUUGGCAAUGUCUAACAGUGGAUGAGAUGCAGAUGGUGAAAUACUGGCAGCUGUCAGGUGGCAGAUGUUUAGAUACUAAUCCAUUGGUCUUGGGGACAGUUUUUCCACUCUCUCGCUGAGACUGCUGUUGAGAGAAUAUCACAAACUUUCAGGUGUCCCUCCUGCUUACCCAGUGAUAGAAGUGCAAAAGGAAGUACUAGUCACUGUCCCUGUUUUCCAAAGCUCUUGGUGAAUGUAUUUUUUUCUGUCCAGUAUGCUGCAAAAUUACAUUCUUGGAGGAUAAUGUCCCUUAAAACCAGUUCUCCUGUUCUGAAAAUGUUUCUUUCUUUGGAAGAUGACACCAGCAGUGCUACAGGUAAGUCACUUGUACCUGAAGAGGCUGUAUGUGAGAGACAAAUGUACUUUGGUUCCUGUUCAGCUGUGGUAUCUUCAUGUUGGAUAGACUGGAAUAUUGUCUAUCCAGACUGAAUAUUGCCUGGAUUGAAAUGCCUGUAGGUUUGGAGCACCACUGCCUACUCUCAUUUCUUUCCUGUUGCUGCCUUGCACAGGGUGAGCACACUUGCAAGCAACAACAGAUGGAAAAAUUACCUUAAUGACUUUCCUGGAUUAGAUGUGUUUGGCAUACAGCAGAUUUUCCCAGUGACAAUGCAGUGGUGUUGCCCUGGUGGCUUUUAGUUGGCUGUGCAGGUGGAACAUCGAGUCAUGAAGAGCAAUCCUUGAUUAUAUUGUAAGAAUACAUGAACUAUAUGAGAAGUGCUCGGGUGCUGUGAUUGUCAAGAGCUUUUGCAGCAUUCUUGGAUGAUUGGUGUGCUGGGCUGUGAUGGCUUUGAGAAUGAGAAACUCCCUUGAGUUGUUUGUAAUCUUUGGUGCACCUUUUAAUGACAUAUCCGGGUAGCUGGGGUUGGUGAUUCUGUUCCAGAGGGUGCAACAAUGAUGGGGGAAAAAACCAAAAGGAAAUUGAGGAAUCGAUGUAAAGAGGAAGGAGAGCCCUUUCAAAAAGACAUUUAUAUCCACCAUCACAAACAAGCUGUAGACAUUUGGAAAGUCUUUUCGUACAUGUGGAAAAUAAUAGAGAGACAAGGAUGGGAAUGGAACAGGAAGUGAAGGAAAAAAAAACCAGGAAAGAGAAGAUAGAGGAAAGGAGAACUAGAAAAUAUAAAAGACAGAAAGGGGAAGAUGUAAAGACACCGGCAUAAGGAGAUGAAGAUGAGAAUUAAAAAGGAAGAAAGGAAUUCAUACAAGUAGGAACCAAGUAA